AUGGUACUCGUCUUGGAUCCAACCCUGGGUGCAGUACGCCACUCGGGCUAUUGUCUCUUGAUCCGCAGAUCGUUGACAUUUCCUACUCUCCAUAGCUAUAUUCCCAUCAAAGUCGAUUACACGGACCUCUUCGACGUCAUGGCCUUCUUCGCCGGCGAUCUCCGCGGCGAGAACGCCCACGACGACUUGGCCCAAAUCAUCGCUCGUCAGGGACAAGAGUUUGCGCAAACGCAUAGGCGAUACGCCGAUAUGGAGGCUUACGUGUUCAGGUUGGCGUUGGAGUGGGCGAGAUGCAGCGGUGAGUGAGAAGGUGUUAUGUUCUUUUUGACCUCGUGAAGCUAAACUGUGCCCUUUCCGGUCGUUUAGCAUCGGACCGGGCAUCGAUGGACUACUUUGGACCAGGGACUUGA
Molecule: messenger RNA, 410 nt
Organism: Microbotryum saponariae
Lineage: Eukaryota; Fungi; Basidiomycota; Microbotryomycetes; Microbotryales; Microbotryaceae
Source: the annotation of a GenBank genome assembly